This is a messenger RNA of Vitrella brassicaformis, 2102 nucleotides long. Lineage: Eukaryota; Vitrellaceae. The record is from the annotation of a GenBank genome assembly.
UGCAUCAAGAGUCCUCCUUCCUACCCCAAACAUACGACAAAAUAAGUAAUGCAAAACGUCUCGCCAAGACCCGGCCGGCUGUAACAAACACGUGGAAACAUGGCUGGCUGCACGAAAGCAUGCAGGGGUCAUUCAUCUACAGGACAACGUACGUCAACACGACAGGUGGGGGGGAUGGCUACAUACAAUGAGUGUGUGGAUGGAUGGAUGGAGCACACAACAGAGCGACAACAAACAACACGAGAGCAUAGGACAGGACAGACACAAUCAAGUCAUGAACGUACACGUACACUCAUUCAAUCCAGCCCCAUCCCUCUCCCGCCUCUGUCCCUCAUUCCCUGCCUGCCUGUCUGUCUGUCAGUGCGCCCGUGCGGCCGGCCGCCUCUCCGUCUGCGUGUCGUCCCGCCUCUCUGAUGCUGCCGCUGCCGCUGCCGCACCCGGCCCUUCCCUCGUGUCAGGUGCUGCGGCGGAUUCGUCAGCUGAUGAUGAAGGGGGCUUGCGCACACCGACACCCUGCACACAUAUCAGAGAGAGAGUGUGUGUGUGUGUCAUGCAUGGAUAGUGCAGUGCAGUCCAGUGGGGAAUGGGAUUGCGGACCAGCACCGAGCUCGGCUUGAGGCUGUCCCAGAAACUCCUCAGGGCCCUCUUGGCCUGACGCAUACAACACACACAGACACACUGGCGAUCCAUCCGUAUCUCACCAAAGCAUUGGCUCAUUUACUGGCGUCCGUACGUGUAUGGCCUGCGCGCCGACGAAGCUGAGAUUGAGAUCCCUUCUGUCCACACCCCGACGAAGACACCUACACACACGCGACCAUGCUCUUUCUGGUGUGUGUGUGUGUGUGUGCGUGAGUAGGUUGAGGGUACCGCUCGACGUAUCCCUCAUAGUCAGCGAUGAUCCUGGUGACCAUCUCCGUCGUCGACACGCCCUCCGUCCGCUGGGUCGCCCGAAACUUUCCCUAAGAUGCAGACAGAGAGGGAGGGACAGGGACACGGUUUUGGACACCCGACGUCCGUCCCCAUGCCUUCCUGGCUCCCUGCCUCACCGCCUUUUUGAGCCAUGCGUAUAUGUCAUUCUCCUCCCCGCCCGCACCAGCACCGUACGGCAAAUCGUCGUGGGCUGACAAAUCCAUUCACACACACACAUCUUCACAGUUUUCACACAGAAGACCGCAUGGAUCUCUGUUCCUUUAUUCAUUCGCCAGCUCACCAACAUAAUCGAUUCUGUGCUCCUCAAGGAACUCCUGUGCACAUGAAGGUAGGUAUACAUGGCCACGCACACGAUCGGGCAGGCAGGCAGGCAGGCAGAGAGCAUGUUGAUGUAUCGGUUGCUUAGAAAAACAUCGACGCACCUACCGGCGUGAUGGUCCACGGGCAUGGUGCGAUGACCUCGUCGACCCACUUGAGGUGGCUCACACUCUCCGCCCUCUCGCACAUCGUCAUCACUGUCCUGCCCUACACACACGGCACAGCACAAUUGGAUGAAUGAAUGAGUGAAUAGUCCAUCCCAUGUCGGUGUGUGUGCCGUGUGAGUCAGUCCUAUUUAUUACCUACUUUGUAUUGUGCGGUUUCUUCGUCGGCUGCGAUGCCUACGAUGAGGUGCACUUUGGGGAAGAGCGUCUUGGCCUGCUGCAGCUGACGCAUGUGGCCGAUGUGAAGCAUGUCAUACACACCUGUUGGCGACGAACGAUUCACACAGAAACACAUGCGUCACGCGCAUCCAUACACGCAAGGGAUGUUCAAACCAGACAGACAUGCAGAGCACCUUUGCCAUGCGCUUGCAUGGCCACGCGGCGGCCGGUUGCUUACCGUCAGAAUAGACUCUGACAGCCCGGUCUGGGUCAGCUGCACUAUCGGACGCCUGAAAACAACUCAAACACAUCGCACCAAUGAAUGAAUGAACAGAAGGCGUAGCUGUUUCUUGCUUGCCUCCCUGCCUCCCUGCCUGCAGCCACCACACACACCUGGACCAUUUCUCUCACGAUGCAAGAGGCGCCGCAGUGAUCCGGAUGCCUUCAAAACUUGCACUCCUCCUCCAAUCGAGCGCUGCCUUCAACAGAAAUGGCCUUGCCACCCGUCUGAUUCACUCUGGCAGCGGUCGG